GCCAGCUAUACCAGAUCACCUACACAGUCCAUGCUCGCAGCACGAUAUGUCAUGAAAUAUUUGAAUAUAUGGAUCUAACCUAAUUCUUAAAAUAUGACGGAGUUUUGGAUAAAGCUCUGCAUUCCCUAUGCUUUAUUAUUUUUGUCGUAUCAAUCUGAGAUUUUGAGGUUUACGUCGGCGACCGCACAAGAUUAUGAGUCACUGGAACUCACAGUAUCAGAGGAUGGAGUGUCUGACCAUGAGAACAGCCCCAAGUUCGUGGAGUCCGAAGACCUGGCCUCUGUGCCGAAGAGGCAGUUCAAGACAGCAGAGAUUGCAGAUGCAGUGAUGGGGACUGAAACCCCCAUUGAUCCGUCUGAUAUUGAGUCCCUCUUCCCCAAAAAUGUGAAAGACUUUCAGUCGGGUUUCUCCCCACCUUGUGAUGAAAACAGUGAACAGUGUGGUUCACCAUCUCUGGCUGCUAAAGAAGCAUCAGUGGAGGAGAAGAGCUCUGAAUCAGCACAACAGGUCACUCUUGAAAUAGUGCAUGCAGAAACCGUACCAACUGAGGAGCAGAACUCGACAGAGACCACAAAGACGUACAAGGUGAACUGUGAUAAAAGGAACACCACAGGGAUAGAUGCAUUCACUGUACAGGUCCUCAACGCCUCACAGGAUCUGAUGGAGUACCUGAAUGCUAACAGCACAGAGUGUUCUGUGGUGCUUUUCUUCACCGCCUGGUGUCAGUUCUCAGCCAACCUGGCGCCUCACUUCAACGCCCUGCCUCGAGUCUUUCCCAGCAUGCAUUUCCUGGCACUGGAUGCCUCACAGCACAGCAGCCUCUCCACUCGGUUUGGGACUGUGGCAGUGCCCAACAUCUUGCUGUUCCAGGGGGCCAAACCUAUGGCUCGCUUUAACCACACUGACAGAACGCUAGAGACGCUCACCUCCUUUAUCACAAACCAGACAGGGUUUGAAGCUGGACCGGACAGAAUCGUGAUGGAUGCAGACCGUCUCGGCCCCCUCCCCAGCGUCCCGGUGAAGAGUAUCGACUGGCUUUUGGUCUUCUCUGUCCUCUUCAUCACAGGCUUCACAUUAUAUGCCAUCCUGCGGACAGACAGUAUCCGCUGGCUCAUACCAGGACAGGAGCAUGAGCAUCAAGACUGAAACUCACAAAGACUGCAAGUCACUGGAUGUAAUUAUGUCAUUUGUCAUUAAAAUUAACAUUGGUUAAUUUGC
Molecule: messenger RNA, 1218 nt
Organism: Cheilinus undulatus (humphead wrasse)
Lineage: Eukaryota; Metazoa; Chordata; Actinopteri; Labriformes; Labridae
Gene: txndc15
Product: thioredoxin domain containing 15
Exons: 6
Coding region: 94-1146 (350 amino acids)
Biological process (GO): cilium assembly
Cellular component (GO): cilium
Source: RefSeq, a predicted model, not a curated record